Molecule: messenger RNA, 2707 nt
Organism: Ziziphus jujuba (common jujube)
Lineage: Eukaryota; Viridiplantae; Streptophyta; Magnoliopsida; Rosales; Rhamnaceae
Product: ETHYLENE INSENSITIVE 3-like 3 protein
Exons: 2
Coding region: 605-2413 (602 amino acids)
Cellular component (GO): nucleus
Molecular function (GO): DNA-binding transcription factor activity; DNA binding
Source: RefSeq, a predicted model, not a curated record
GUUUUUUUUGGGGGGGUUUAUUAGGGCUUUUAUGGAGUUCCAAAUACUUUGAAAUUGUACUGGGUCUUCUUUUAUUCGUCCAGGAAAUUGUUCAAUUGAAUUUUUUAGUUUUUUUUAAUUGUUUGUAUUUAUUUGGUACAAAUUGUCUGUUUGUAAUUCAAUAGUAUUUGGAUGGGUGUGUUCUGACCGAUCGAUGAAUUGUGUUAUACAUGUAUGGGGUUUUUCUUUUCGAGUUUUGGUUGGUGCCGCUGCUUAUAAAUUCCAAAUACCCAAUCUCAGUCAUGUAUAUUAAUUUCCAUGUGUUAAAGCCCUACAAAAAAGUGGUAAUUUUUGGCCCUUUUUUACAAUUAUGGGACUUUACCUGUUCCCGGAAUUGCUUGUUUUCUGAGGAAGCGUUGGAAAGAAAUUAAAAUUUUUUUGUACUUGACUAUGAUUGUUUGGAACAAGAGAACAAAAUCUCAACUUGAUUAACUACUUAGCUUAAUUAAGGAGAAUUUUGUAUUUUUUGGGCUCGGGUACAACAACUGGUAGGAUUAGAAAUCAUAUUUCAUUCCUUUCGAUAAGUUUAUCAGCAACCACUCAAAGGUUGUUGUAAUUUGAUUCAAUGGAGCAAACUCUGAUGAUUGAUGAUCAAUUGGACGACAGCUCCGACAUAGAAGUUGAAGACAUAAGAUGUGACAAUAUAGCAGAGAAAGAUGUCAGCGAUGAAGAGAUUGAAGCAGACGAGUUGGAGAGACGAAUGUGGAAAGAUCGCGUCAAACUCAGAAGACUCAAGGAAAAACAGAAACUUGCUGCCCAACAAGCUGCAGAAAAGCAGAAACCCAAGCAGACCACCGAUCAGGCUCGGAGGAAGAAAAUGUCCAGAGCACAAGAUGGGAUUCUCAAGUAUAUGUUGAAGCUUAUGGAAGUGUGCAAAGCUCGUGGAUUUGUGUAUGGAAUCAUUCCUGAGAAGGGAAAACCGGUAAGUGGUUCUUCUGAUAACAUUAGAGCAUGGUGGAAGGAGAAGGUCAAGUUUGAUAAGAAUGGGCCUGCAGCCAUAGCCAAGUAUGAAGCAGAAUGUGUUGCCACCAUGUGUGAGGCAGACAAUAAUCGGAAUGGGAACUCACAGAGCAUUCUCCAAGACCUGCAAGAUGCAACUCUUGGUUCUCUCUUAUCUUCUUUGAUGCAACACUGCAACCCUCCUCAAAGGAAGUUCCCAUUAGAAAAGGGAAACCCACCACCUUGGUGGCCAACUGGGAAUGAAGAUUGGUGGAUCAAAUUAGGGCUUCCUACUGGUCAAAGUCCUCCUUAUAAGAAGCCACAUGACUUGAAGAAGAUGUGGAAGGUUGGCGUUUUGACGGCUGUGAUAAAGCAUAUGUCACCUAAUAUUGCAAAGAUAAGGAGACAUGUUCGGCAGUCAAAAUGCUUACAGGAUAAGAUGACAGCAAAGGAGAGUGCAAUCUGGCUAGGAGUUUUAAGCAGAGAGGAGUCCCUCAUUCAGCAGCCGAGUAGUGAUAAUGGAACAUCUGGCAUAACUGAGAUGCCCCAAGGAGGACGUGGUGAAAAGCAACCUGCUGCUAGCAGUGACAGUGACUAUGAUGUUGAUGGUGUUGAUGAUGGUGUAGGCUCUGUUUCAUCUAAAGAGGAUAGGAUAAGUCAACCUGUGGAUAUGGAGCCCUCUGCAAAUUUACGCAAUAGCACUGCUAACCCUGUCCAAGAUAAAGAGCCAAGGGAAAAGCAACGGAGGAGAAAAAGACCUCGUGUAAGAUCAAGCCCUGGUGAUCAAGUUCCUCAGCCAUCUCAGAAUGAGCGUUUACAGAUUGAGCCAAGAAAUGCUCUGCCAGAUAUAAACCACACUGAUCAGUUGAUUGGAAUGAUGUUGGAUGAAGGUCAGCAGGAAGAUGAGACACCGACGGCCUUGCAUCCACUGGAAAAAGAUCUUGAUGUCCAAACUCCAUUACCAGUAUCUGAAUUCAACUACUUCUCUGCUCCUACUGACAAUGUAAUUUCGACACAGAGUAUGCAUGUGGGUGGAACAGCCAUGCAUUAUACCGCGGUACGAAAUCCUGAGAUGCACAAUGGAGAUAAAUAUAAUUACUACAAUCCAACAGAUUAUGGUCAUAGUCAUGGCCAACAACAGUCUCAGCUUGCGGUGAAUGAACAUCAUGUUACACCAGCAAAUGGAGAUGAUAUAUCAACAGUACAUAGGAAUGGAAGUGAGGUCAUUGGAGGAGACUUGCCCUAUUAUGUAAAAGACCCGUUUCAGAGUGAAGAAGAUAGACAUAUUGAUGCUCAAUUUGGGUCUCCCAUUAAUAGCCUGUCAUUAGAUUUCGGAGGAUUCAAUAGCCCAUUCAAUCUUGGAAUUGAUGGCACUACUAGUUCUUUGGAAGACUUUAUGCUCGACGAAGAUUUGAUCCAAUACUUUGGAGCAUAAAUUGUUAGAUACUUCAGGAUUAGAUUGACUGCAAAAAUGACACAUUCAUUGCUCAUUUGGGUGGCCUUCACUAAUCCAUUGGACAUUUACCAGCAUGAGUGUUAUCAUUUUUGCAUUUCAGGACUGUAAGUUAUGAUCAUAACUCUUCCGAACGUUCAAGUUGUGAACGGUUGAAAAAAAUCAUGAAUUUUGUUGUUAUCUAGUUCACCCCCUAGUUUGAAACCAACUUGUGGGGUUCAUGUAAAUGACUCAAUUUGUUAGACUGGAUAAAUGGACAGUAUGAUUUCUGAUAAA